Messenger RNA from Centruroides sculpturatus (bark scorpion), 1118 nucleotides. Its product is annotated as Down syndrome cell adhesion molecule-like protein 1 homolog. Gene Ontology annotation, molecular function: protein binding. The record is from RefSeq and is a predicted model, not a curated record. The annotation marks the transcript as partial. The transcript is spliced from 8 exons. NCBI's taxonomy places the organism in Eukaryota, Metazoa, Arthropoda, Arachnida, Scorpiones, Buthidae.
CUUAACAUAAAUUUAUUUCAGUUGCAGCGCAUUUUAAAUCAAAAUUUACGGCAGAAAUGGUUAUGAAAGGACAUAAUACAAGACUCAAAUGUGAAUCGUACGGAGAUAAGCCAAUUACCGUCACGUGGAUGAAAGAUAAAUUACCUAUUAACCCUCAAGCUGAUACCAGAUACGAAUUAUUAGAAACUAUCGUGGCAACUGGCGUUACAUCAGAAGUAUUGAUUCGUCAAGCUGACAGAAGAGAUUCCGCUCUCUUUACAUGCAUUGCUACAAACUCAUUUGGUCGAGAUGAUACCAACAUUCAACUGAUAAUACAAGAAUCUCCAGAUAGUCCUCAAGACUUCAAAGUAUUGGAAACAUCAAGCCGAAGCGUUAAAUUAACUUGGACAGCUCCAUUCAGUGGAAAUAGCCCUAUAACUCACUACAUUAUCCAAUAUAAGGACGAUACAGGAAAAUGGCAUGGAAAAAUGCCAAAUGUGACCGUUUCCGGGACCGAAAGUACUGCAACUGUUCAAGGUUUAAAACCGGCAAAGAUCUAUUAUUUUCGAAUGUUUGCCGAAAAUAGACUUGGAAAAAGCGAUACAAGUCGGAUUAUAGAAACUCGGACUCAAGAGGAGACACCGGGUGGUCCACCAGUCAAGGUCAAAGCCAUUCCUACAAGUUCACAAUCUAUAAAAGUUACUUGGAAACCUCCUUCACAGGAAUUACAAUACGGGACAAUUAAAGGAUAUUACGUUGGUUAUAAGAUUCGAGGUUCUCCAGAGCCUUUUGUUUACAAAACUAUGGAUGUUGUUGAAGGUUUCAAAGAAGAGAGUCACUUAACUGGAUUAAGACGUUUUACUAAAUAUUCUAUAAUAGUACAAGCUUACAACAAUAAAGGAACUGGCCCACCGUCUGACGAAGAAUACGUUCAAACUUUAGAAAAUGACCCUCCAACGACACCUUCAUUAAAAGAAACCGAUGCGUCAUAUUCCUCUAUACAGUUAUCAUGGGACAAAAACAUCGAUGGAAAUCCAGUUACAGGUUAUUAUCUUAGGCAGAGGCAAGAGAAUAAAAAUUGGGAAGAACUUCAUGUUUCUGGUGAACAUAAUUCUUAUACAGCGUUAAAUUUAGAGUGU